CCAUUCUUUCAUCUUCUACCUCUCACUCCUCUUUGCGCAUUGCUGUAGACUGUUCAUAAGAUUACUGCAUCAAUUGAACUCUGUUCAUUAGAUCUUUCUCAGAAUAUCAUGGUCUUAGGUACCUCUAACCUUCAUCUAGGUCUUGGUCUUGGCCUCCAAGAUCAGUCACAAGAAACAUGCAUGAAGAGCCAUGAACGAAGGCAAAGACAAAGACAAAGCCAGAAAAAGAAGGAUUCCGAUGAAUGUUUUGAUUUUCACCGUCGUGCUUCUCCUCCAAGUGCAGUGUCUUCGUUUCUCAACUCAUCAAGCAUCAUCAAGAGAGAGCGAGAUGAGUUGGCCGGAGAAGAAAUUGAGUUAGAGGUAGAGAAGUUUCCCUCAAACUUAAGAGUUGUGGAUCUCGAUGAAUAUGGUUACUCCAAGAAGAAGCUGAGGCUCAGCAAAGAACAAUCUGCAGUCUUGGAAGAUAGCUUCAAAGAGCAUUCUACUCUCACUCUGACACAGAAGCAAGGAUUGGCAAAGAAACUGAAUCUGCGGGCGAGACAAGUGGAAGUAUGGUUUCAGAAUAGGAGAGCAAGGACAAAACUGAAGCAAACGGAAGUGAACUGUGAGAUACUGAAGAAGUGCUGUGAAAGUCUAACAGAAGAGAACAAGAUGCUGCAAAAAGAGUUGGAAGAGCUUAAAUCGAUGAAAACAGCAUUGCAGGGACCCCUUUUUAUGCAGCUUCCAGUGCCAAACCUUACAAUAUGCCCUUCCUGUCAGAGAAUUUCCGGUGGCAGCGCCGCCACCACCAACAGUGCCUCCCCUCCUACCACCACCACCACCUUGCUUGUGGGACCAAAGCCCCGUCACGAUCACCACUUCUAUAAAAAUAACUAUACAUUCACACAAUCAUCAGCAGCUUGCUAGCCAAACAAUACAACUUAGUUAAAAUAAAUUC
Molecule: messenger RNA, 937 nt
Organism: Vigna umbellata (rice bean)
Lineage: Eukaryota; Viridiplantae; Streptophyta; Magnoliopsida; Fabales; Fabaceae
Product: homeobox-leucine zipper protein HAT22-like
Biological process (GO): regulation of DNA-templated transcription
Molecular function (GO): sequence-specific DNA binding; DNA-binding transcription factor activity, RNA polymerase II-specific
Source: RefSeq, a predicted model, not a curated record